AUGCACUGCGUCCACGUAAGCCAUGAGAAGUCACUGGAUCACAGUUUCCUAUUCCCAAGAGAAGAGCUCACAGUGGCUCCACCAAUUAUAGGAGUGAAGCCAACAGAAAUGUCAGUGUCAGCAGGAUUUGCAGUUUCCGUGCAAUCUGAAAAGAUGUUUUUUGAUAAACCACAUUGUGUUUCUUCCAUUCUGAAUAUGGAGAUGACUCACCUGAAUGUGUUCUCUUUUGUGUUUUGGGGCACCAACAGCAACUUGGAGUCACCACUGAUGUACGAGGUGUCUGCGCCGCGGGAGGGCAGUGCCAGCCACAGUUUGAGAGGCGGCCUGGGGAGCUCCAUCACAGCCUGUAAGAAGGUUCUUUGCAGCAACAGCCUGCUCGAGUCUACAGACUACUGGCUACAGAAUCAAAGGACGCCUUGCCAGAUUGGUUUUGUGGAAGACAAGUCUGAAAACUGUGCUACCGUUUGCUUCGUGAACCUGGAUGUGAAUAAGGAUGCGUGCAGCACGGAGCACCUGCAGCAGAAAUUGGUCAAUGUUUCACCAGAUCUUCCAAAACUCAUCAGCUCCAUGAAUGUCCAACAGCCAAAAGAAAAUGAAAUCGUCCUUCUAAGUGGGUUAACAUCUGGAAAUCUCCAGGCAGAUUUUGAACUUUCACAGAUAAGCGAUUGCCCUUGGCUGCCAGAUAUCUGCUUGGUCCAGUGUGCGAGAGGGAACAGGGCAAACAGUACCAACUGCAUCAUCUUUGAAAUCAACAAAUUUUUGAUCGGUCUCGAACUGGUGCAGGAGCGGCAGCUCCACCUGGAAACAAACAUCUUAAAAGUGGAGGAUGACACCAACUGCUCUCUGUCUUCAAUCGAGGAGGACUUUCUCACCGCCUCUGAGCACUUGGAGGAGGAAAGCGAGGUGGAAGACUAUAGGAGCGGUGAUGAAAAUAUAAAUAUCUCGGCUAAUGUUUUGGAAAGUAAAAAACCAAAGGAAGCCACUCAGGAGGAAUGGAAUUGCAACAAGGAAAAGCUGCUUUAUGCUUUGGAAGACAAACGUAUUGGCAAAUAUCAUCCGACGAUGAAAGCAGAAGGAUCUCUGGAAAAAGUAGCAGCAGACACCACUUUGCAGAGCCUCGGUGCAUCGGCCGAGCCAUCGGAAUGGAAAGAUGAAGCUGUGCAGAAGGAGAGGCCAACCACAAAUUAUUACUAUUCAGGAAAUGUUAAAGGUCACAUGGAAAAAUCCCAGGCACCGUAUAUUCCAGGGGACACUUACUUCUCCAGGAUAGUUAAGAACGGUGGGCCUCCCGUCUAUGGUGCCCUCGCUGAGCAUGACAACAGCUUAGACCCAGGGGACCGUGAAGAUGGUAUAAACUCCCUUCCUCCCAAACAAGAUGGAGAAGCCACAACUGGCGAGUAUGCCACAAAUUUAGCAGAAUCUGUGCUGCAAGACGCAUUUAUUCGGUUGUCCCAUUCUCAGCCUACACUGCCCCAGGAAUCGGCAGUCAGUGUUUCUGUCGGAAAUGCUCUGCUACCCAGUGGCUCUUCCACCAAAGGUAUGGUGGGCCCUUGGUCAUGGGAUGAGCUCCCCAAAAUCGUCAUUGUUCAGAGUCCAGAUAGCAGUGAUGCCGCGCCUGAGGUGGGCAUCGCCUCAUGGUCUGAGGUGGAGGUCUCCGUUGAAACCUCAGGUGUCCUCUCUGGAGAGAAGUCCCGCAGACACCCUCAGAGUGCUCUAGAAGUCGCAUUGGCUUGUGCGGCCACUGUGAUUGGAACCAUUUCCAGUCCUCAGGCCACAGAAAGCCUCAAAAUGGAGCAAGAAUCUUUGGUUUCACUGCAUCCAGUGGGAGGCAAUGAACCGCUGCAGACUCAAAUAUCCCAAGUACUCAAGGAGCCAUCCAUCAGUGAAUACUCCUUUCCAUCCGCUCUUUGUGGCAUGACUCAGGUGGCAAGUGCCAUUGCUGUGUGUGGCCUGGGUGAAACAGGAGAAGCGAAGGCUCCCAGAGGCCUCUCGUGUGCAACUGAGGCCUGUGCAGCGGCCCCCUCACCUUGCAGUCUGGCGACAGUGGAGAACAUAGAGCUGGGAAACGAGGCCAUUGCUUGGGCAUUGCUCAAGGAAGCUGCUCUGGUUUUAACAAGGCCCAGUCCCUGCAGCAGCAUUGGAGACCUCAUGGAAUCAAUGAGCAAGAGAAUCAUAGAAACUGCUUCAAAGCCUCAGAUCUUGUGCUCAGAAAAUGUCCUCAGGAAUGACCUGGCACAGACCCUGUCCAAUGUUAUCCUGAAGCAAUGCAUUGAUGAAGCUCACCAGAAAAACAAAAUAAUUAAUCCCAACGAUAGCAGGCAUUCACCUGAAACUCUUGACACCUUGAUGGAAAGUGCAAAUCAACUGCUCUUCAGUGUGAUAUGCUUCACGUUCAAGAAGAUGAGUCAUUUGGUACAGGUUGGGGAAGGCCCCACCACCCUCGCUAAUGAGACCAUCAGCUGGACGGAAACGGAAUUCAGCUGCCGGCCACCUGACCAGGCUUCUGGUCUAACAUGGACCAAAGCCAUUGAAUAUUCCAGCAGCUAUCCACUUAGCAAUCCGUGUAGCACUAGUCUUGCAGAUGAUGUUUAUCUGAAGCAAGAUAGCAAGGGCCCAGCAAAGUCAGGACUCUUCAAGAAGUCCAUGCUGCAAUCUGAAUUGCCCUGUAGUCCCAGAGUGCCUGAUUCUUCAACUCCUAAAACACCCCCCAGAGAAAUAUAUCAAAAAGGAACUGCAGGAGAAGAUCCAAACAACUCUCAUCAGAUGCUCAGGCACAAUGAGGAUGAGUACAGAGCCCCUUCAGAGGGAGAAUGGACACUGACAGUGGGCAAGGACAGCAGAGGUUCCCAGGAUGCAGAGGACAGCACCAGUGCAAACACCCAGGAGAAGUAUAAUCGUGCCUCCCCUCUAAACAACGAAGUUCAAGUGAACCUGUCUUUGUUAGGGAAUGACUUGCUGCUUCCUGCUCAAUCUGUGCUACAGGCAAAACAUGCAGAUAUAUACUGCAUUACAGACUUUGCAGAAGAAUUAGCAGAGAUGAUUGUCUCCAUGGCAACUGAAAUUGCAGCAAUUUGCCUUGACAACUCAAAUGGAAAACAACCCUGGUUUUGUGCAUGGAAGAGAGGGAAUGAGUUUCUGGUUACCCCGAACAUAUCCUGCCAGUCCUUGAAGAGGAAGAAGGAAAACCAGACCAGUGGGGCCACAGUGAGGAAGCACAAGCCACCAAGGCUCAGUGAGAUCAAGAGGAAAACAGAUGAGCACCCAGAGCUUAAAGAGAAGCUGAUGAACAGGGUUGUGGAUGAGUCGAUGAAUCUUGAGGAUGUCCCAGAUUCUGUCAAUAUUUUUGCAAAUGAAGUGGCAGCCAAGAUCAUGAACCUAACAGAGUUCUCAAUGGUGGACGGCGUCUGGCAAGCCCAGAGCCAUCCCCGGAACCGCUUACUCAGUGGAGACAGGUGGAACCGACUGAAGGCUUCCAGCUGUGAAAGCAUCCCAGAAGAGGACUCUAAUGCCCAGGCUCAUAUUAAUAGCCUAGGUUUAAUGAGUACCUUAAGUCAGCCAGUUAGCAGGGAAAGCUCUGUCUCCAAGCAGUCCAGCUGUGAAAGCAUCACUGAGGAGUUUUCCAGGUUCAUGGUGAACCAGAUGGAAAAUGAAGGAAGAGGGUUUGAGUUACUGCUGGAUUACUAUGCAGGCAAGAAUGCCUGCAGCAUCCUGAACUCAGCCAUGCAACAGGCAUGCUGCAAAAAUGACCACCUCAUUGUGAGGUCAAGCUGUCCCUCUAAGCAGUCCAGCACCGAGAGCAUAACCGAGGAGUUUUAUAGGUACAUGCUGAGGGACAUUGAAAGAGAAAGCAGAGACAGCACCUCCUCCAGACGAAGCAGCCAGGAUUGGACAGUUGGCUUACUGUCACCUUCUCUGCGAUCCCCAUUGUGUUACAGGCAGUCGUCCAUGCCAGAUAGCAGAUCUCUGGGUGCCAGGCUGACGGUGAAUGCACCCACUAAAGCCAACUCUUUAGAUGGCUUCGCUCAAAACAGCCAGCAAGAUUUCCUAAGUGUGCAUCCAGUCAGUAGCACUUCCUCCUCGGGUCUCUGCAAAUCUGACUCUUGCUUGUAUCGGAGAGGUGGAACGGACCAGAUCACCAACAUGUUAAUUCAUGAGACGUGGGCAAACUCAAUCAAGGCCCUCAUGCGGAAGAACAAAAUUAUAGUGGAUGAUGCUGAGGCAGCUGAGGCUGAGCCUGUUUCUGGUGGCUCUUCCAUGCAAGUGGAGAAAUGUGCAAACAGAUCAGCUUCGAGCAGAGUGCAAAGUGGGCCAACUCUUCUUGUUCAGGAGUCCGUUGGUAACCCAAGGAAAGACUCCAUUACCGAAAGCAAACAUCCCCUAGUGUUGUCUCAGAGCAAAGCUGCUCCUCUUACAAACCACAACAGUUUAGAUUCUUUUAAAAAGGAAACUUCUUCAUGCCAUGGGGCUGUGCCUGUCAACCACGCCAGGCGGUCACUUUGCUCAAGGGAAGUGCCUUUAAUUCAGAUCGAAACAGAUCAGAGAGAAGAGUGUGUUGGAGAAUCUGAAUACUCCCCCUCCAAAAGCAGCCCCCUACAGGAAGCAGAGGAGCAUUUGAAAGAUGAAAAUGUCCCAGAUGUGUUGAGGGGUGGAGACACUGCCAUGAGUGCCUGCCAAAACCCUAGUGACAGUCUUGAUGCCAGAGAUGUAGCAGGGGCUGAAGUCACGGCAGAAGGCAGAGCCCCCGAUGAGUUCCCCAACCUUUCUGGCAGCAGCGGGGAGAGCACGGACAGCUGGUCCCAGCUUGCCAAUGAGGAGGACAAUCCGGAUGACACGAGUAGCUUUCUGCAGCUCAGUGAGCGAUCCCUGAGCAAUGGCAACAGUAGUGCCACUAGCAGUCUUGGCACUAUGGACCUGGACAUUUAUCAGGAAGGCAUAUCAACUUCUCCCAUGAUUAAUGAAUUAGUAGAAGAAAAGGAGAUUCUUAAAGGACAGUCAGAAAAUGUAGAGGGUGUCUCUGGAGUGGCAAUGGGGGCAGCCAGCCCCCAGGGAAACAUGCUAGUGAUCAACUUUGAUCUGGAGCCAGAGUGUCCUGACGCUGAACUUCGAGCCACUCUGCAGUGGAUAGCUGCCUCGGAACUUGGGAUCCCCACCAUCUACUUUAAGAAAUCUCAAGAAAACAGAAUCGAAAAGUUUUUAGAUGUCGUGCGGCUGGUUCAGCAGAAGUCCUGGAAAGUGGGAGAUAUCUUUCAUGCAGUUGUUCAGUACUGCAAAACGCAUGAGGAACAGAAGGAUGGGACCCCAAGUCUCUUUGACUGGCUCUUGGAACUGGGAUAA
This is a messenger RNA of Neomonachus schauinslandi (Hawaiian monk seal), 5334 nucleotides long. RefSeq names its product SPHK1 interactor, AKAP domain containing (gene SPHKAP). The transcript is spliced from 11 exons. The record is from RefSeq and is a predicted model, not a curated record. Lineage: Eukaryota; Metazoa; Chordata; Mammalia; Carnivora; Phocidae. Gene Ontology annotation, molecular function: protein kinase A binding. The coding region runs from base 1 to 5334 and encodes 1777 amino acids. Gene Ontology annotation, cellular component: cytoplasm.